AUGGACGCUGGUGACCCGGUGACCCCUAGCGACGCCCAUUAUGUACCGCAGUCUCCUUCGCAACAGACACCUCGCAAGCUUCCAGACGAUCUGCCGACGUCCCUAGAUGACCGUCGCUCUUUUCCCGCUUAUGGCGAGGAAACCGAGAUAUAUGAUGGAUGGCAAGGCAAGCAGCCCUCACAGUAUAUCACGGCACCGACACCUGCAAGAACCCUGACCUUUGAUCUGCAUCUGGAUACUCCGGCCUACGACGAUGAGGAGACCUUUGCCCGCAUUCAGGACAGCGACUCGCGCCUGAUGGAAAUGGUGGCUGCUCAGGCGCAUCACAGGGAAGAUGGGAGUCCUGGGCAGGAUGAAGAUGCAAUUGCCACAGACGACAACCUAUCGGAUGAUGAGAAGAAAGAGAUUUUGCAGAAGAGCCUUAACAUGGCAGCAAGUAAUGGCGACGUCGCCCGCAUUCAGAAGCUGGUCGGAGGCAGGGCCAAGCAAUAUGUCGACGUCAACCAGCCUGAUGAGGAGGGCACAGUGCCGCUGAUAUAUGCUAGCUGUUUUGGACAUCACGAAGUUGUGGCCGCGCUUCUAAACGCUGGAGCCAUCGUGGACAAGCAGGAUCGCAAUCAGUGGAGCGCCUUGAUGUGGGCAAUGACCAAUCGACACAAGCAAAUUGCUAAGAUGCUGCUCGAUCACGGAGCGGACCCUGAUAUCAGGUCUUCGUCUGGGGGCACCGCACUCGACUUUGUCCAGCCCGGGUCCGACUUCUCGCAUUACCUACAUGAAAAUGGCUAUCACUUCGGGAUGUCGAGCUUGGGAGAUGACUUCUACAACUCGGGCUUCUCUCAGGAUCGAUUCGAAGAGGAGAUGGCAGAGAACGAGAUGAAACGACGAAUGUUGAUGCAAGAAAGUGCGGCUAACUUGGAGGUCGAUUUAUCCACCUUGGGGUUCGACGAACAACCAGAGUCACCCACCGAUCUUGAGGUCGACGAGGAAGAGUUCAUCUGGGACCGCUGCGUUGGCGACCAGAUGUUUGUGUUCCAAGCUGAUAAGCUGGAUGCUAUCUUUGACCUGAUCAUUACCAAUAUGACACCACAACGAUCUCCAUCGCAAAAGCCCAUACCGGCGAACCUGAUCUUUCUCAUGGCGCGAUAUGCCCAUUAUCACAUGACGGCGUCUCUGUUAGACGAUGUACUCACCAGAGCUAUGGAUCUCAUCAACGAUGUGAUCGAACGCUACCAGUGGGACAUGACCAUGUUGGCUUUCUGGAUAUCCAACGCGACCCUGCUGCUGCAUUACCUAAAGAAGGAUGCGGGUCUUGUGCAAGCCACAUCCAAAUACCAGCUGGAGCUUGCAGAGCUGAUCAACGAGACUUUCAUCCUCAUCAUCCGAGAUGCGGAAAGGAGAAUGAAUAAGGUUUUGGAUGUCGCAAUGUUGGACCACGAAACCAUACCUGGCUUGGACGACAUUGCUUUCCAGGGAGAAUGGAAGGUCUUCAAGUCCAAGCCUAAGACGAAGGACGAGCCGCCGGAGAAGCGCUUUCGACCUCCGUCGCCAAAACGACGAGCCCAAACGUCUCCGCGAAAUAUCACCUCCCUUCUCUCGUCGACGUUGUUUGUGCUUGACUUGUACGACGUCCAUUCUGUCAUCACAUCACAGAUCCUUUCUCAGCUGCUGUAUUGGAUUGGUGCCGAGUUAUUCAACCGGGUGAUGACCACGAAGAAAUACCUUUCGAGGACUAAGGCGAUGCAGAUUCGCAUGAAUGUAUCUGCCAUUGAAGACUGGGCGCGUACAAACAAUCGACAACCAGAACACUAUGAGCACGGCUCUACAAUAUCGACUGGAGAGAGUACGGUCGACGCGGCGCGACGGCAUCUAGCACCCAUCAUCCAGCUACUCCAGUGGCUGCAGUGUUUCAGUUCGCUGGGCGAGGACCAUGAAUCUCUGGUCGCAACGUUAGUCCAGCUCCAGCGUCUCACUCCGACACAGUUGAUCCAUGCCGUCAAGAAUUAUCGAGCUGAAGUCGGCGAAAAGAACCUACCCAAAGCACACAUGAAAUUCCUGACUCAGUUACAGAGAGGCGAACAGUCGUUGAUCAAGAGACCACUUACCCCCAUGGUCGAUGCACCAGAGUCGGGGACGACAACACCCGCAAGGAGGAACGGGACGCCAGCUCCAGCAAACAAAGAGCCGGGUACACCUCAGAACGCGUCGGCACCUACAAUAUCUUCACCAGUCGAGCAGGACACAGAUCCACCGAUGAAUCGGAAUGCCUUGACUUUGGACCAAUCUCUGAUGCUUCCCUUCUCGCUUCCCACCUCGACAGACAUGCUCAUUAGUUACGGAGCGGGCAUUGGGGGGACAAAUAGGGAGCGAGCGAGGAAAUACAUCCCAACUGUUCCGGCAGAAGUCCUCAGCAAGCUGAACCUGGACGGGGAUGAUCUUCGGCGGGAAGGGAGCAUCGGGAGCAUCGGGACCAUGGGGACCACGGCCCAGGGUUGGCGAAGCGGUACAUUUUGA
This is a messenger RNA of Fonsecaea multimorphosa CBS 102226, 2511 nucleotides long. RefSeq lists its product as uncharacterized. The coding region runs from base 1 to 2511 and encodes 836 amino acids. Lineage: Eukaryota; Fungi; Ascomycota; Eurotiomycetes; Chaetothyriales; Herpotrichiellaceae. The transcript is spliced from 4 exons. Gene Ontology annotation, molecular function: GTPase binding. The record is from RefSeq and is a predicted model, not a curated record.